Messenger RNA from Macadamia integrifolia, 685 nucleotides. RefSeq names its product ubiquitin C-terminal hydrolase 12-like. Gene Ontology annotation, molecular function: protein binding. The transcript has 4 exons. The record is from RefSeq and is a predicted model, not a curated record. Lineage: Eukaryota; Viridiplantae; Streptophyta; Magnoliopsida; Proteales; Proteaceae. The annotation marks the transcript as partial.
AGUCUUCAAUUUUAAGAAACUCAUCUUCCGAAUCUUGGAACCCAAUUUCUACCACCCAAUUUAAGAACUACCCAAACCCUCUUUCGCAUUUAAAAACCCUUCCCUCAAAGAUCAAACUUUGAUUUUCUUCUUCUUCUCUUAAGUAGCAGUGAAGUAGCAGAGCAUCUUCUAGUAAGGAAGAAAAAAGAUGGCAAAGUGUUUUGGAGGUCUCGGAAGCAAACCCAAGAAGAAAUGUUCAUCUUCUUCCUCAUUCCGACCUCUUCUCUGCAACUGCAAUCUUGACGGCUCUGUGUUCUCACCACUUAAAGGACCAGCAAGAUCAAUUAGAGAUGCCCCACCUGCACACUAUGUCUUGAAGAUUCUUUCAUUUUCAGCACUUACAAAGGAAUAUAAUUCAUCGGUCUUUGAAGCCGGAGGCUACAAAUGGAAGUUGUGCAUCUAUCCAAAAGGGAACAAACAUGAAAAGGGAGAAAAUCAUAUUUCCAUAUACUUGGUCAUGGCAGAUUCCAAUUCAUUAGCUCUUGGUUGGGAGGUUAAGGCCAGCUUCCGGUUCUCCUUGUUUAACCAAAUCCAUUGCAAUUACUUGACAGCUAAAGUUCAUGGGAGACAUUUCAAUGAGAUCAAGAAAGAGUGGGGUUUUGCUCGAUUCAUUUCCCUUGGCAGUUUCAGAAAAUAUUCCAAUGGA